This is a messenger RNA of Rhagoletis pomonella (apple maggot), 1670 nucleotides long. Its product is annotated as peptidyl-alpha-hydroxyglycine alpha-amidating lyase 1-like. The transcript is spliced from 7 exons. Lineage: Eukaryota; Metazoa; Arthropoda; Insecta; Diptera; Tephritidae. The record is from RefSeq and is a predicted model, not a curated record. Gene Ontology annotation, molecular function: protein binding; catalytic activity. The coding region runs from base 381 to 1670 and encodes 429 amino acids. Gene Ontology annotation, biological process: peptide metabolic process. Gene Ontology annotation, cellular component: extracellular region; membrane.
AAAAUACCUGAUUCGGUGUUUGAUAAUUAUAAGUACUCGAGACCCGUACUCGAGUCUGUGUAUGCGAAUACUAUAAUUUGCUUACUCGAGUACGUGAGUACUUCUAAAAUACUCGAGUCAGAACUCGAGUCGAUUCGACUCGGCACAUCACUAAUUUGCUCCCUAGUGUCAUAAUUAGAUCGCUUGGAUUUGUUUAUGGAUAAAUGGGUUUUUCCCAAACGCAUUUAUUAAAUUAUUUAUAAAUUAAUAAUGUAAAAUAACGAAAAUAUUAACCACUGUAAAUCUCGCUAUAAAACAAGCGCAGCAAACAAAGUUAAAUAAUCUAAAACACUUAAUUUAUUGACCACUAAGUGCGCCGAGAACAAAGAAAAGUGGCUGAAAUGAAUACUUCACAUUUUGUGCUGUCUGCCUGCUGUGCGUCUUUGGUAUUUUUGGCAUUUUGCAUAGCCGAAUCUGCGAGCGAUGAGCGCUAUUUGCCUCUGCCUGCUGACGAUACGGUCUUGAGCACAAAUAAGCGCUUUCAACAGAUCAUGCAAGGUGGCGGCUCAGCAGAUAUAACGUGGCCGCAGCCACCCAAAUUGAAAACAGACAAGAUCGAUGUAAAGGCUGAAAUAGAAAAAUUGAAUACAACUUAUGUAUAUCAAAGUUCAUGGCCAAGUGCAGAUCUUAAAUUAGGAUCUGUCACCGCAGUUAGUUUUGACAAAGACGGAAAUGUAGUUAUAUUUCAUCGUGUAGAUCGUAUUUGGGAUGAAUAUUCGUUCAUCGGAAAUGUUUUUAAACAACGAAAGAAGGGGCCCAUUCGAGGCAACACUGUCCUGGCAUUGGAACGUAAAACCGGGGAAGUGGUCUAUGGUUGGGGGAAAAACUUAUUCUACAUGCCUCAUGGCUUGACAAUCGAUCAUGAGGAUAAUGUAUGGCUUACUGAUGUGGCGCUGCAUCAAGUCUUCAAGUUUGGACCACGCGGUUCUUCCGAUCGGCCACUAUUGACUUUGGGUACCGCGUUUACGCCCGGCGUUGGUGAUUCGAAAUUUUGCAAGCCUACUUCCGUUGCAGUAUUGGAAAAUGGUGACUUUUUUGUUGGCGAUGGUUAUUGCAAUGCUCGAAUUUUAAAAUAUGAUAAAAAUGGAAAGAAAAUUCUAUCCUGGGGUCAAAACUCAUUCGCUGGCGUUUCCUUGGAAGUAGCACCAAAAAAUUACUUCGCCAUUCCACAUGCACUUACACUAGUGCCUGAGCAGCAAUUGAUUUGCGCAGCUGAUCGUGAAAAUGGGCGUGUACAGUGUUUCUUUUGGACUAACGGUACAUUCCAUUCGCAAUAUCAUAAUCAAAUUAUUGGCGAUCGUUUAUUCAGCAUGGAUUAUACACCUGCAGAAGGCGGCGAACUUGUAAUUGUUAAUGGACCCAUCGCUGAAUUGGGGGUCAAAGUACAGCAUUAUAAUGAAGUUCGUGGCUACGUAAUGAACAUGCGCACUAACCAAGUGGUAUCGAAAUUCGGUCCCAAUGACAUGCAAUUUUCAAAUCCACACGAUAUUGUAGUAACCAAAGAUGGCAAUGAAAUCUAUGUCGCUGAGUUAGAUCCAAAGCGUAUACAUAAAUUUCUGCAUAAAACUGUUGCCAUCUCGAUGCCGCUGUCAGCAGCUAAAACACUUUCCAGCAGCGGCAGUAUACAAUGA